AUGGCAACAAUAGGUAUUGCAUUUAGACGGUUCUGGCAAAGUGAAACUGGGCCAAGAACUGUCCAUUUCUGGGCCCCUACUUUGAAAUGGGGGUUAGUCAUCGCAGGCAUUUCUGACAUGAAAAGACCCGUUGAGAAACUAUCAGGCGCACAAAAUUUAUCCUUACUAGCUACGGCAAGUAUCUGGAUGAGAUGGUCAUUCGUUAUCUUACCCAAAAACUAUUUAUUAGCUACGAUUAAUUGUUUUCUAGCAUCAACAGCGGGGUACCAAAUCUUCAGAAUCACAGAUUAUAGACUACGGAGUGGUGAUUCGAUGAGUCAAGUGUUUAAAUACAUUAUUUCUGGUCCGGACUCAACAGAUUCCUCCAAGAAAUUAAUUACAACAACGACGUCAACUAACGGAAAGGAAGCUUUAGCCUGA
Kazachstania africana CBS 2517 is the source of this 420-nucleotide messenger RNA. It is a transcript of the gene MPC2, whose product is annotated as mitochondrial pyruvate carrier. Gene Ontology annotation, molecular function: pyruvate transmembrane transporter activity. Gene Ontology annotation, cellular component: mitochondrial inner membrane. NCBI's taxonomy places the organism in Eukaryota, Fungi, Ascomycota, Saccharomycetes, Saccharomycetales, Saccharomycetaceae. The transcript has a single exon. Gene Ontology annotation, biological process: pyruvate import into mitochondria. The coding region runs from base 1 to 420 and encodes 139 amino acids. The record is from RefSeq and is a predicted model, not a curated record.